Messenger RNA from Triplophysa rosa, 1945 nucleotides. RefSeq names its product coiled-coil-helix-coiled-coil-helix domain containing 4a (gene chchd4a). Gene Ontology annotation, molecular function: protein-disulfide reductase activity. Gene Ontology annotation, cellular component: mitochondrial intermembrane space. The transcript is spliced from 3 exons. NCBI's taxonomy places the organism in Eukaryota, Metazoa, Chordata, Actinopteri, Cypriniformes, Nemacheilidae. The coding region runs from base 119 to 565 and encodes 148 amino acids. The record is from RefSeq and is a predicted model, not a curated record. Gene Ontology annotation, biological process: protein import into mitochondrial intermembrane space.
CUUCGCUUCCUCGCUGCUCCAUGCUGGUGUUGAUGUAAGGCGUGUGGAUUGAUCGUUGUGCCGGUGUUUGAAUUACAUUGCUCGGAUAAACGGCGAUCAGAGGAGUUUUACUGCAGACAUGUCGUACUGCAAGCAGGAAGGUAAAGAUCGCAUCAUAUUUGUGACCAAGGAGGAUCAUGAAGCCCCUAGUAAUGCUGAGCUUGUUGAAGAUGACCCCAAUGAUCCUUAUGAGGAUCACGGUCUUAUUUUACCCAAUGGGGAAAUAAACUGGAACUGCCCAUGUCUGGGUGGUAUGGCUAGCGGGCCCUGUGGACAGCAGUUCAAGGAAGCCUUUUCUUGUUACCACUAUAGCAAGGAGGAGGUAAAGGGGUCCGAAUGUGUGGAAAACUUCCGGAGUAUGCAGGAAUGUAUGCAGAAAUACCCUGAGCUCUAUCCACAGGAGGAUGACAAUGACAGUGCCCCCUCUGGAGGGGCUGAUACUACACCUACUGAAUCCACUUCAACAGACUCUGUACCCUCUCCUGAUUCUGAAUCAGCAGCCACAGAAAACCCAGCAGCUAGCUAAUAUUACUCGCUUCAUUUCCUUUUGGAUCACAGCAGAGACGGCUCCACUUUAGAGUAUAGAGAUGAUAUGUGACGCCAUUGGACCGGUUUUCUCUUGACCUGGCUGCAUGAUGCACUGGUGCAGAGGGGGAGAAGCCCUUCAAGUGUAUCUGAUGAAUAGAUUUGUGAUGACAAUAAAAAGCACUAUAUAUGUAGGCAACAGCAUGACAACAAAUGUAGGACAAUGCUUAAAAGUUUUGCAGAUGGGCAUGUGAUCAGUCACUUGGCACCUGGACCUCUGAUUUAUUCCACCACCUCAUCUAGGUUGCCCCGUUUAAUCGACCAGCUGUGUUUCUGGGUUAUUUUCUGCCCCACAAACUAUCCUAAGCUUGUUUGUAUUGUGAAUUACUACAGAUCAAAGGUCAUUUGGCAUCUGUAUUUUGAAGCUCAGAGUUCUGUUAUCCUCACGUACAGAAAUGUUUACUCAAGCUUGAAGGUCUACAUACAUUUCCUGUGAUUAUUAUUUUUAUAUAUAGAAUGAUUAAACAAUUUCAUGAAGCAAAGUUCAGUGACUUUGUGUGUUUGAGAGGAUUUAGUCCCAAGUUUCUGUACCAGGUACAAACAGUAGGGGGCAGAAGUAAACCAACAGCAACCUUACCUGCUGUGCUAGUGAAUGCAGAUAUCCAUUAUCCUGAAGACUUGUUGGGUGUGUUUUAAGUAUCUAACGUUAAGCAGUGUUUAUAAGACCGUUUUUGUCCCACAACCCAUACUAACCUUGAGCGGGGGUUUAGAAUUGAAGUAUAAUUAGAUACAUCUUAUAACUAAAGUUAUCAUGAGUUACAAAACAAGCCUGGUCAGCACAUUGACUUUGAAAUAUGUUUAAAGGGAUACUUCUGCCGAGAAAUACAAUUUCCCCAUGUUUUACUCAUCCUCAAGGCAUCCUAACUGAAUAUGACUUUUUUCUUGAAGAAUAAUGCAGUCGGAGUUAUAAUAUCACGUAUCCUUUUACUUCCAAGCGGUAGAAUGGGGGUACAUUUUUUGAAGCUCCAAAAAGUGCAUCCAUCUAUCAAAGAACUGCUCGACACGGCUCCGUGGUGUUCUGAAGCGAGUCAUAUGCAAGUCAUAUUCAGUUAGGAUGCCUUGAGGGGGAGUAAAACAUGGGGAAAUUUUUUUCUUGGCUGAAGUAUCCCUUUAAGUUCACAUGCCUUCGUGUACAUUUUAAUCAGUUUAUAUAGGCAAAAGAUUUACAAAUCUGGCUGUAUCUCCAAGAGUUUCUGUGUUAAUAUGUCUGCCUGUCUGUGAAAUGAUUUGUCCUAAUACAUUCUAAGCCUUAACAACAUAAUUCUUGUGACAAAACACUUGAUUUUACAGCUGUGAUUUUUCUGUUCAUAAAAUAUGUUUU